CACUGCUGCGCGCCGCCGCGUGGCGUCACAGGCGCGCCGGGCGGGGGGAGGGGCUGUUGCCAUGGAGGCGGUGGGCGCCGGCGAGGAGGAGGAUGAGGAUGAAUGGCUUGUGCAGUCGCUGAGCCUGUACAAGGACCUCCACACCUUCGAGCUGCAGGCGCCCACCCGCGUCAUCGAGUGGGCCCGGGGGAGCCGUGUCUGUGUAGCCGGGUACGGACAGUCUGGUGGGCAGGAGAUCCUGCAGCUGGUCCCACCGCCGACACUUCAGGCGAAGGAGACCCAGGGUUUGUGUCCGGAGAGAGAUUUCAAGGUGGAAUGCGGUGGAUUUUCAAACCGCCCGGUGUACAGCCUGAAGCACGUGCCAGACACCAGCUUGCUGGUGACGAGCGGACCACCAGACAGCUCCCUCCAGGUCUGGCAGGUGUCAGCAGAGGACUCUGAUGUUAUUAAAUCUGUAAGUGCCAUACCUACAGAGAACGGCACCGGGCAGCCUUGGGCUAAAAUUGCAACCAUUUCGGCCAGAGCCCCGUGGGUCCUUCACGGCUCAAGGCUCAACAGCGUCCAAAUUACAGAGGUUGAAUCGAGGAAAAAUGUCUACACGGCAGCCUCCAGAAACAGCGAGGAGCUCAGCGGCCUGGCGUUCCUGGACUGCAACACGUUGCUCCUCUGCUGUGCCAAGGGGCAGCUGUGCCUGGCUGACGUUCGGCAGCCGCAGAGUCCCUUGGAGGCUGCGUCCCUCCCCUCGGCGCCGUGUGGCGAGCGGUGGUGCAUGGGAGUCGGGCGCGGACCUCCAGGCUCUGACUCCAGCUCCCAGCCCGUAGCUUGCCUCUCGAGCGGAGGGCACCUCACCCUGACGGACGUAAGGAAAACCUCAGAGUCCUUGGCCGCAGCAAAGUGCAGAGUUUCCUCUCCCCGCUCAGGCGCGGAGUUCCUCUGCGUCUCCUGGGCUCCUGCUCUGGAGGGCUGCCUUGCCGUUUCAGGUUUUGACGGGACCGUGCACGUGUACGACGUGCGGCGCUGGGACGGCUCCGGCAGGGAGGCAGAGCCCCUCUUUGUUCACAAAGGCCACGCGUUCGGCGGACCGGGCGGCAGCGCGGGGCCUCCCCUGGUCACGGUGCACACGUGGCAUCCGCAGAAACCCAGAACCUUAUUGUCAGCAGCAAGCGACGGUUCCCUGCACGUCUGGGACUGGGUUCAGCCCUGUGGGAAGUGUGGGUAGAUGAUGCUUUCGGCGAGAUGUGUGUUUCCUGUCUAUGUUCUAGCCUGCGUAGGCUGCGAGGUAUCUGCGUGCAGGUGCUGGGUGGAGACAGUUGCAGUGAACAGAAGCAACCGUAAAGAGCGCAAUUUUAAUAAAAACAUUGUUUUACUUGUU
This is a messenger RNA of Phalacrocorax carbo (great cormorant), 1372 nucleotides long. Lineage: Eukaryota; Metazoa; Chordata; Aves; Suliformes; Phalacrocoracidae. The record is from RefSeq and is a predicted model, not a curated record.